AAAGUUUUAUAAAUCCGUGUACUUCUCUUCUCCCGCGGUAGUAGCGUGUUUGUCUAUAUCUUUAUGGCAUUUCUUCGCCUUUAGUUUGUGAAAAAGUUGUAACAAAAUUUUGAGAUGCCGAACAACGCGUUGAAUGGAAAUCGAGUAGUGGAUGUAAAUGUGGAAGGAGGAAGGAACAAUGAAAAUGAAGAUGAUACUCCAGAAGAUGAAUUUCAUUUUGAUCCGAUAAUUUCACUACCGUUGAUUGAUGUAUCAAGUAAUGAGGAGGAUGAAGAAGAAAUGAUAAAAUUGAGAGCUAAACUUUACCGAUAUGAUUCAUCGAGCGACCCUCCAGAAUGGAAGGAAAGGGGUACUGGAGAAAUAAAAUUGCUCAAACAUAAAACAAAAAAUAAGGUUAGAGUUGUCAUGCGCAGAGAUAAAACAUUGAAAAUCUGUGCUAACCAUUUCAUUACGCCUUGGAUGGAGUUAAAACCAAAUUGUGGAAGCGAUCGUGCAUGGGUUUGGAGUGCACUUGCUGAUUUUGCAGAUGAAGAACUUAAGUCGGAAUUGCUGGCGAUAAGAUUCACCAAUGCAGAAAAUGCUGCAUUGUGGAAGGAAGCAUUUGAAAAAGCUAAGCAAAUUGUUGGAACUGAAUGUGAAAUUUAUGUAGGUAAGUGUCAUACAGAAGGAAUAAAGACUGACAGUGACACAGACAGUUCAAGCGAUGUGAGUUAUAGUGUCAGUAGUGAAAAUGAAGAACAGGAUAAGAGUUCAAAGCAGACUACUCCUGUUCAUGAGGAGCAUUUCAAGAAAUUGGAGAAUAAAGAUAAAACUGAAACAAAUAUCGAAGAAAAUGUAACUGAGAAACUUAAAGAAUUGAAUGUUAUGGAAUCUCAAAACAAGUAACCUGUGAAUUUUAAUUAUGUAUUGACUACUGAAAUUAUAAAUAUAAUGUGACAUUCCAAUGUAAA
This is a messenger RNA of Orussus abietinus, 950 nucleotides long. RefSeq names its product ran-specific GTPase-activating protein. The coding region runs from base 115 to 885 and encodes 256 amino acids. Gene Ontology annotation, molecular function: GTPase activator activity. Gene Ontology annotation, biological process: nucleocytoplasmic transport. NCBI's taxonomy places the organism in Eukaryota, Metazoa, Arthropoda, Insecta, Hymenoptera, Orussidae. The transcript has 4 exons. The record is from RefSeq and is a predicted model, not a curated record. Gene Ontology annotation, cellular component: cytoplasm; nuclear pore.